Molecule: messenger RNA, 684 nt
Organism: Peronospora matthiolae
Lineage: Eukaryota; Oomycota; Peronosporomycetes; Peronosporales; Peronosporaceae
Source: the annotation of a GenBank genome assembly
AUGUUCACCCGCGUGUCCUCCCGCAUCGCUUCUGCCGCCAAGCGCAGCGCCACGCGCACCUUCGCCACGCAAUCCCGCGCCGCGUCGUCGAUCAAAGCACCCGCUGCUCUGGCCGUCGCUGCAGCUGCUGGCGUCGCGGCUUUCGCACUAACCGCCAUGCCCAUUGCCGAGAACAAGGGCACCAGCGACCCGACCAUUACGCCUCACGCUGGCGUGCCUGGCACCUCGAAGGAGCGCACGUUCAUUGCCAUCAAGCCAGACGGCGUGCAGCGCGGCCUCAUCAGUGAAGUGAUCGCUCGCUUCGAGAAAAAGGGGUACAAGCUCGUCGCGCUCAAGCUCAUGACGGCCACGGAAGAGCGUGCGAAAGCGCACUACGCCGACCUGUCGGAGCGCCCUUUUUUCCCCGGUCUCGUCGACUACUUCACCUCGGGCCCCAUCGUCUGCAUGGUCUGGGAAGGCACGGACGUGAUCCUCACGGGUCGCAAGAUCUUGGGAGCCACGAACCCGAACCAGGCAGCCCCUGGCACCCUGCGUGGCGACAACUGCAUUUCCACGGGCCGCAACCUCGUGCACGGCUCGGAUGGCCCGGACUCGGCCAAGCACGAGAUUUCCAUGUGGUUCACUGCUGCGGAGAUGAGCAAUUACGACCGCGCGCUCGACACGUGGAUCGUCGCGGACAACUGA